This is a messenger RNA of Mucor mucedo, 1506 nucleotides long. RefSeq names its product Aldehyde/histidinol dehydrogenase. Lineage: Eukaryota; Fungi; Mucoromycota; Mucoromycetes; Mucorales; Mucoraceae. The record is from RefSeq and is a predicted model, not a curated record. Gene Ontology annotation, molecular function: aldehyde dehydrogenase (NAD+) activity. Gene Ontology annotation, biological process: aldehyde metabolic process. Bases 1 to 1506 code for a protein of 501 amino acids. The transcript has 8 exons. Gene Ontology annotation, cellular component: cytoplasm.
AUGUUGUCUGUCACUAGCUUUGAAAGUAUUCAAGACCACGUCAGCCAUGUACGCCAAGUGUUUUUCUCGGGAAAGCAACGUGAUUUAAAGUGGCGUAAACACCAAAUUCAACGUCUUUAUGAUCUCGUUGCUGAGAAUGAGGAACGUCUUAUUGAAGCAAUGUAUUUUGACAUGAACAAGCCUCGUAAUGAAGCUCUUGUCGGUGAUAUUGCCCCUGUACUCGACGAAUGCUUGUUCUUUUUAGACAACUUGGAUGCAUUAGCCAAGGACCAAAAAGUCAAGCCAAGAUCUAUCAUCAACAAGACUGCAAAAGCCAUUAUCCGCAAGGACCCUCUUGGUGUUGUUCUCAUCAUUGGCUGUUGGAAUUACCCAGUUCAAUUAUCUUUGUUGCCUCUGGUAGGUGCCAUUGCAGCAGGUAACUCUGUCAUUCUCAAGCUCUCUGAAGUCUCUCCUUAUACCGCCGCAGUCAUCACAGACCUUUUUCCCAAAUACAUGGACACCAGCUGCUACAGAAUCGUCAAUGGCGGUGUGGAACAAACAACCGCUUUAUUAAAAGAGCGAUUCGAUCAUAUCUUUUACACUGGUAAUGGCACUGUGGGCAAGAUCAUCAUGGAAGCUGCUGCCAAACAUUUAACUCCCGUCACUUUGGAGCUGGGCGGUAAAUCUCCCGCUAUCAUCGCUAAUGAUGCUGAUAUGCAAUUAUCUGCUAACCGUAUUGCCUUCGGCAAGUUCUUUAACACUGGACAGAUUUGUGUAGCUGUCGAUCAUGUAUUUGUACCUGAACACCGUGUCAAUGAAUUUGUGGCAGCUAUGAAAAUCACAUUAAAGAAAUGGUACGGACCUAACCCUCAAGAAAGUGAAUCUUAUGGUCGUAUUAUUGCAGACAGACACGUAGAUCGUAUUGAAGCUGUAUUGAACAACAGAACCAGUGGUGAGAUAGCUAUCGGUGGUCAAAUUGAUAAAUCAGACAGAUAUAUGGCACCCACUGUUGUCGUCAAUGUAAAAUAUGAUGAUGCUGCUUUAAUGAGUGAUGAAAUUUUUGGUCCCAUUUUACCCGUUAUCUCGUACAAGGAGAUUGAUGAAGUCAUUGGUCUUAUUAACAAGAGAGAGCCCGCUCUUGCGCUUUAUGUUUUCACAAACAAGGAGAAGCUUGCCGAAAAAGUCUUGAGAAACACACAAUCCGGUGGUGUUAGUGUCAAUGAUUGUUUGGUGCAUCAAGCAGAAUACAGCAUGCCAUUUGGUGGUGUAGGUGGAUCUGGUAUGGGCAAUUACCAUGGUGUUAAAUCUUUUGAUACAUUUACGCACGAAAGAUCCAUGUUGGUUAAGAAGCAAGCAAUGGAAGGCACUAAUAAUGUCAGAUAUCCCCCUUACACAAGCCGUAAGCUCAAUAUUUUGCGUGUGGUCCUUGUGGCUCAUCCUUGGAUGCUCAAAUUGAAAGCCAAUAAGAGCCCUCUCAAGGUGCUUGCUGUCUUUUUAGCCAUCUUAUUUUACCUUAAAAGAAAAUAA